AUGUUCAACUCAGCUUUCAGGAGACUCCCAACGCCCCAGGGUGCGAGGAACCCCAGCCCCUCACGGAACCCCAAACCCACCGCGCUCCCGGCCCCGCCGGGCUUCCCACUACCUCCACGCGGCGUCCGCCACGCCGCCGGCCCCCCCUGCGCCCCGCCCCCGGCUCAUCCGUUCCCCCGGCGGAAGCGGCCCCAGCCGGACCCAUUAGAGCGGAGCACCGCCUGUUGCCUGGAGACGGACGCCGCCGCGCGCGCCGCGAGUUCGGUGGGAGAAGCCGGGAACCGGCACCGGGGCCGUGCGGAGACCCCCGGGAUCGGCAUCGACACUGGCACCGGCACCGCUGAGAGACCCCCGGGAUCGGCAUCGACACUGGCACCGGCACCGCUGAGAGAGCCCCGGAACCGGCACCGGGGCCGUGCGGAGACCCUCGGGAUCGGCAUGGACACUGGAACCGGCACCGCUGAGAGAGCCCCGGAACCGGCACCGGGGCCUCCGAGACCCCCUCCCGACACCAGGAGCAGGACUGGGACCCCCGAGAGAGCCCCGGCCCCGGAGCGGCCCCCCCGCGCCAUGGCGAGCGCCGGCGUUCGCAGAGCGGGGUCCCGGCGGGGGCCGAUGAGCUUGGCCGAGGCGGGCCCGGGCACGGAGAACGAGCGGCUGGGGGUGGUCCGGCUGAGCAUGCUGCGCAACCCCCUCAUCAUCAAGCCAGAACUGGGGAAGCCCAUGAGAAACUGCUACUCCCUGCCAGGCCCUGAUUUUACCUAUGGGAUGUACAUGCACAGGAGAGAUGGAGGAGUCCCUGAAGCCAUAGGCCACUGGGAUUCAGUGAAGGCCAAGCCUCAUAAAAGGGUCAUGCCCCGAGACUUCGUGGCCAUGGGCCGUGGGGCUGUGGAUGAAGGCUGCACCAGAGCCCGGGAAUUUGCUCUGUACUACAAGUUCAAGGACACCCGCCAAAAGGAUAAGGGGAUACUCAGAUACGGCGGCAAGGUACCUCCAGGCAUGACUUUCGGCAGGCCAUCACGGCCUUCCACUCCCUUGUUUGACAUCAUGCAACACAGAUACAAGGAGCUGUGGAUGGAGCAGCAGAGAGCCCGGACUGUAGUCCAGCAGGUGGUGAAGAAAAAGCUGCAGACCGGCGAGGUGCGUGAGAACCGCACCACGUUCCUGCGCAUGCACCCGCUGCCAGUGAAGAAGGAAUCCUUCUGGCACCUACAACGCUUUGAGAAGGCUGAGCCUCAUCUCAGGACUUUUCCAGACCCUGAGUCCCGUAGAAAAGCUCUCAGUGCCUCCCACUGAGGAGUGCCUGCCAGUGGUCCCCUUCCCCAGAGGGCCCCCACAGCAAGGACAGUGCUGGGCACAGCCCU
Hirundo rustica (Barn swallow) is the source of this 1364-nucleotide messenger RNA. It is a transcript of the gene CFAP77, whose product is annotated as cilia and flagella associated protein 77. The coding region runs from base 1 to 1296 and encodes 431 amino acids. The record is from RefSeq and is a predicted model, not a curated record. The transcript has 7 exons. Lineage: Eukaryota; Metazoa; Chordata; Aves; Passeriformes; Hirundinidae.